Messenger RNA from Melanotaenia boesemani (Boeseman's rainbowfish), 5853 nucleotides. It is a transcript of the gene chl1b, whose product is annotated as cell adhesion molecule L1-like b. The transcript is spliced from 28 exons. The record is from RefSeq and is a predicted model, not a curated record. Gene Ontology annotation, molecular function: protein binding. Bases 608 to 4108 code for a protein of 1166 amino acids. Gene Ontology annotation, biological process: cell-cell adhesion. Lineage: Eukaryota; Metazoa; Chordata; Actinopteri; Atheriniformes; Melanotaeniidae.
GGAGGGGAGAGCUUUAACCCGGUCACAACUGGGGAAGUUGCGCACGGUUUUUCUGCGUUGCCAUGGGUUUUGUGAAACCUACUGACAGCAUUAGGUCCUUUCUUUGAGUCUGUCUUUUCUGUGAAGGAGGAGGAGGAGGAGGAGGAAGAAACCGCUAUUACUUUUUACCCUAACAGGGGCGCGUGAGGAGCAGCAGGAGGAGGAGGGGUAGCGACACCAGCAGCAUCCGAGGGGAGGUGGAGAAGAAGGAGGAGUGGGAGCGGAGGUGCUCUCGGUUGAGACGAACAGCGUUACGUUAGCAGUUAAACCUCCUCGCGCCCUCUUCCGCCGCUCGUGGAGAAAAACUCAACUUUGCGAACAGCUCCUGCGACACGAGUCACACCUGAGGACAACAAAACAUUCAGAGCCCCAGGAAAGAACGCUUGAACAGAGACUUUAACGUGAAUAUUUCUUUGUUAAAGCAAAAAUCAGAUCCAGAGCAGAGCCGAGUCCCUGCUGACACACAUGAAAGUAUGAGGUACGGCACUGUUAGCCCACCAGGAAGAUGAACUGAGGACACAGAGGAAAAGAUUCAUUUGUUGACCGUCCAACAUCCUACAGCAAAACCAUGAGGUUACAGAGAAGUCCAGGACUGGCUGCCAGGCUCAUCGCCAUCACUUGUAUUUGUGCCUUUCAUGCAUCUGCAGCCUUUGACAUCCCGCUAGAAGUUCUAGGUCACGUAAACAUUGAGCAGCUGCCCAGCAUCACAGCUCAGCCCCCCAGCUCGCUCAUCGCCUUCCCUUUUGAGGAGAGCUUCCCUGUGACGUGUGAAGCCAAAGGGAAUCCCGAGCCAGAAUUCAGAUGGACCAAGAAUGGGCUGGAAUUUGACCCCUUUCUAGACCCCCGUCUGAUGAAAGAGGAGAAUUCUGGGACCUUUGUGAUACCUAAUAAAGGGAACCUCACGGAGUACCAGGGAAUCUACCGCUGUUACGCCUCAAACAAACUGGGGACCGCCAUAUCCAAGGAGAUUGAGUUCAUUGUGCCCAAUGUUCCGAAAUUUCCUAAAGAGACGAUUGAUCCUGUUGUGGUGGAGGAAGGGCAGCCUUUUGUGCUGAAGUGUGGCCCACCUGAAGGCAUACCUCCUAUGCAGAUCUAUUGGAUGACUAUCUAUCUCCAGCACAUCGAACAGAACAAACGGGUGUCUACAGGCCUGGAUGGAGAUCUUUACUUCUCCCACGCGGUGGAGACAGACAGUGGGAGGGAUUACUGCUGCUUCGCCGCCUUCCCCACCAUAAGAACCAUCGUUCAGAAGAGCGCCAUGUCUGUCGUCGUUAAGAAAAGAAAAAGUGACAGUCCUGAAAGUGCUAAUGAAAUUCUGCAGAGGAGACCUGCUCUUAUGAUGCCCCCUGGUGUCAGAUCAGAGAUACGGCUGGUCAAAGGAGAGGACUUGAAGCUGGAGUGCAUUGCAGAAGGAAUUCCAACUCCAGAUGUGGAGUGGGUGAAGAUAGAUCCUAAACUUCCCAGUAAGGCAAAGCAAGAGAAUCAUGGGAAACAGCUGAUCAUACCAGAAGCUGGACAGGACGAUGGUGGAGAGUACAUGUGCAAAGCAAAAAACUCUCUGGGAGAAACCAGGCAUUACUUCACAGUGAUAGUUGAAGAGCCUCCGGAGUGGCUGUCGGAGCCGGAGAGUCAGCUCAGUAUGAUCGGCUCAGAUGUGGCCAUCAAGUGUUCAGCCAGAGGGAUCCCAGAGCCGAGCAUAACGUGGAGGGUGAACGGCGUUCCUCUGCAGGAGUCCCCAGCGGCCAACAGGAAGGUGUUCAGUGAUACCAUCAUGUUGCAUAAUGCCAGACCUCUAGACAGUGCCGUCUAUCAGUGUGAGGCCUCCAACAAACACGGAACCCUUCUGUCCAAUGCAAACAUCAUGAUUAUUAACCUGCAGCCUAUGAUUUUGACCAGUGAUGGGGAGGGUUAUUCUGCAGUGGAGGGGCAGGGAGUGAUGAUGCACUGCAAGGUCUUCAGCUCUCCUCCUUCCUUAAUCACUUGGAGCAAAGACGACUCCUCUGAAUCUAUUACAGACAUCAGGUUUAAUAUCCACGAAAAUGGUUCGCUAGAGAUCUCCAGCGUGCAGAAAGGCGACACGGGACAGUAUACAUGUUUAGCUAAAAACAUAGAGGGAUCAUCUGCCAUUGAUGCCAUGCUUUAUGUAAAAGAUCCCACUAGAAUAGUGGUGGCCCCAGAGGACCAGCAGAUCCUAAUAGGUACCGCAGUCCAGCUCUCGUGCAUAGCAGAGUACGACAAGUCCUUCAGUAGCAACUUCGAGCUCCUGUGGGAAAAAGAUGAUGUGGUGAUAACCCUCAACAAUACAGAGAAUUCGAGAUAUUUAGUAGAAGACGGCAUUCUUCACAUUACCAACGUGAGCCACAGAGACAGGGGUGUGUAUACAUGCGUGGCAAAGACUCCAGUGGACCGAGACACGGCCUGGGCCUGGCUAGUGGUGUUAGACGUCCCUGAUCCACCUCACAGCUUGGUCCUGUCUGAGCACAAGAGCACAAGUGUGAAACUGGCGUGGAUCCCUGGUGAUGAUCACAACAGCUCAAUCACAGAGUUCAUUAUCGAGUACGAAGAAAGCAAGUGGGAGCCAGGCAACUGGAAGGAGCUGCUCCGACUCUCCGGGAACCAAAACUCAGCCGAGCUCAAACUUCACGGACACAUCAACUACCGCUUCCGCAUGUACGCGGUGAAUGGCGUUGGAGCGGGUCUUCCCAGCCAAUCCACAGAGAGUUACACAACCCCCCCAAGAGCCCCGGACAAGAACCCUGAAAAUAUCAAAAUCGAAGGUCAUUUGCCACAUGAAAUGAAUAUCAACUGGGAGCCUCUGCUGCCCAUCGAGCAGAACGGUCCCGGUCUGGAGUAUAAGGUGAGCUACAGACGGCAGGAUGUGGACGAGGACUGGAAAGAACACACUGUGAAGAGACACUCGUUUGUGGUCAAAAACACUCCCACAUUUGUGCCAUAUGAAAUCAGGAUUCAGACUAAGAACCACCAGGGCUUGGGCCCUGAGCCCAAGAUAGUGACCGGCUACUCAGGAGAAGACUUUCCCUCUGCUGCACCUGACGAUGUAGCCGUGGAGGUGAUGAACAGCUCAGUGGUGAAGGUUACCUGGACACGAGUACACAAAGACAAGUUGCACGGACAUCUGGGAGGCUACAGGAUAAACUGGUGGCGUCUGCGCAGCCUGGUGGACUCUAAGAAAAGUCACGGAGACAAACACAUGCUGGCGUUCCCCGGGGAUCGCAACCAUGGCACGGUAGCGGGACUGACGCCCUUCUCCGAGUACAGCCUCAUCGUCAUGACCUUCAACGGGCGGGGCAACGGCCCAGGCAGCCAUCCCGUCAACUUCAAAACCCCCGAGGGAGUGCCAGAGAAGAAUCCAGUUUUCAGUGUCACAGAUGUACAGAAGGACUCUGUCUCUCUGGCCUGGGCUCCACCUCUGGAGCCUAAUGGGAUUCUUACCGGGUACCUCCUCGAGUACCAGCUGAUCAAUGAAACAGAAGAAGCGGGGCCUGUGCAGACAGUCGACAUCAGCAAUCCAGACACCAUCAAGUGGGUCCUCCGUGACUUGGAGCCUGUGAGCAGAUACAAGUUCUACCUUCGUUCCUGCACCACGGUGGGCUGCGGACCCGUUAUCAGCGAGGAGUGCACCACCAUCCUGGAAACACGUCUGGCCAGCAUACACGGAGGGAUAUCCACUCAGGGCUGGUUUAUCGGCCUUAUGUGUGCCAUCGCUCUUCUCACACUCAUUGUGUUGAUCGCCUGCUUUGUCAACAGAAAUAAAGGAGGAAAAUAUUCUGUAAAAGAAAAAGAAGACCUUCACCCAGAUGUGGAGUCCCAGGGCAUGAAUGAUGACACCUUCUGUGAAUACAGCGACAACGAUGAGAAGCCGCUGAAAGGCAGCCAACGCUCUCUGAGCAGGGAAAUCAAAGCGGGGGACAGCGGCGACAGCCUGGUGGACUACGGCGAUGACGACGCUCAGUUUAACGAAGACGGCUCCUUCAUCGGCGAGUACGCGGGGCGAAAGGAGAAGAGGGUGUCCGCUGAGAUCAAAGCCCCUGCUCAGACCCCGGCAUGAGGAGCGGAGUGGCCACUCAUCUGCACCUGGACACUGAUUUCAUCACACCCGCUGGAAGGAACAAAUACAGGAAAAUGGACGCGAUCCACUCCCAGCACGCGUUGUGUCAAACGUAAUGCGUCAUUGCCAACUGCACACUGCCAUAUGCUCAUUUUUAUAAAGCUCUGUUUCCUCAUGUUGCAACACAAUGACCAUUACUAAAUAUGCUGUAUAUAUAUUGUACGUGCUGAUUGUCUCCUUUUUUUUUUUAUAAUUGUUACUCAAAAUUUAGAGGACUCCCUCAUUUUUUGUUAUUUGUAUAAUUUUCUUUCUACUUCCAUUGCUUCAGCUGCACUGCUGAUUGUAUAAAUGUUAGACUGUCACAUCCCAUCAUCCAUCAUUAUUUGCAGCUCUGUCUCCGAUGUCAGCAUGUAGCAGGUCAAAGGCGAGCGGGCCUUAAACUUCAGUUGGGACAAUAUUACUGACCUUUUAUAUUUGAAAUGGAUUCAUUAAAUAUGAUGUAAGAUGUGUAUAAAGGUUUGCUUAUUAACUUAUUGUUUUUUCCAAUGGUUUUAUACCCGACAAAAUCAAUACAAUUUACAUAUCAUGGCACCGUAAAUAUUGAUUCUUCAGUCUUGAAUCUCUUCAUGAUGGAGAAAAGUUAUUAUUCACUUCGUUUAGCAUCCACUAAAUCACAAGCUUAAGGUUUUAUUGAGCAUAACCCAUAACAUAGCCCAAAACACAGCGCUGCUAGACUUGGCACAGUUUCAAACAUUUGAUCCAGUAAGGAUUACAGUAAAUCAAACCAACUUAAUAAUUCAGAAUUUCUGCUGUUCCAAGGGUUUUUGAUGGUCUAAAGCAAGCAGCUAGUUUCUUUAGCCUUCCAAAAAGAAAUAUAUAACCUUGAUUCUGUCUUGAGAGGAAGAAAAAAAACUUUCUUUUUUACUUUUAAACUGUUGGGAUACUCGAUCAGAUUAGAUGGUAAAGCCUUUUGCUUCUUUUGUUCCUCAUGUUCAUCAAUCACUAUGUCACAUGUUUUAUUGCUCAGAGUCAGUUCAAAUCUAUCCAUCUUCAUUAAGAAGCAUCUAGUCUGCAUCAGGUAGUCAUGGAAAGUAAAAUGUAAAUGUUGGAUUUAAUACAUCUAUAAUUUUCCAGUUCUCAUCUGCACAUUUGUUUGGUGAAGCCACUUUUCAAAUGGGAUAUAAAGUGUUAACUAGUGUUCUUCAGUGUCUUCAGAGAUGAGUGAAUUUUUGUUGUAAGAACCACUGAAGCCAUCUGUUUCUCUGUUUACAUGUCAGCAAAACUGCCUGCUGGAGCGUCACAGUUUAAGUAUGGACAUGUGAUCCGCAUCUGUUUUUAUCUUUCACACAGGAAUGUCUGUCUGUUUAACCUUUAAAGAGGUUCUCUGGGCAAAGAGUGUUUGAAUCAAAGUGUACAAGAAUAAUCUUUAUCAAAGCAGCUUCAAAAACAGUGUCCUACAUUUCCUACAAUGCAUUUUUUAUUAGAAACAGGCCAUUCUUUUAAACAACACAAGCUAAGAUAACUGGGUUAUUUUCACACUGGAUCCAAGAGUUGUGUAAUCAGAUUACUUUGUCUGGUUGCUACCCUGUAAUCGAUCUUAACAAGUCUUACCGCCAUCCAGAACAGUCUUAUUCUCAGCAUUAACAUUAGGAACAUGAGAGAAAUUGCAAUGUUUUGUUAUUCAGCCAUUGCAUGUUAUGUUAAUUGGUGUUUUUUUGAUGUCAUUAAAUCAGUUUACUUUCCUA